This is a messenger RNA of Rotaria socialis, 429 nucleotides long. Lineage: Eukaryota; Metazoa; Rotifera; Eurotatoria; Philodinida; Philodinidae. The record is from the annotation of a GenBank genome assembly.
AUGAACCGUAUUUCAUUCAACGAUAACAGAAAGAACAGAAUAGUUGACCUUUUUAUUGGACCCGAUAAUGUUCUUCGAAAAGAUUAUUUUCAUGGAGUGUUUCCGGAAGCAACUGGAAUUAUUUUCUACGACAAUGAAGUUAAUCGAUAUGUAGGUAUACCACGAGACGAAAAUGGAAGUUUUAAAUUUGAAUGGAGCCCAAAUGUGAUGUACGAGUUAGUCUAUCGUGAUGAACCUCAAAAUCGUUCGAUUUCAUCUUCAUCGAACUCAUCAAAAAUUUGGAAUUGGUUAACAAUUGCAGGAAGCUUAGUGUUCAUAUGGCUUGGCUCAAUGAUUACCUCGUUAUGGUCGAACUUACAUGAAGAUGUUCUCAAAAAUAUAUUACAGAUGUCGUUCAAAAAACGCAUUAAUGUUUUUGUAAUCGAGUGA